Messenger RNA from Cornus florida, 2679 nucleotides. RefSeq lists its product as uncharacterized. Bases 583 to 2493 code for a protein of 636 amino acids. The transcript has 7 exons. The record is from RefSeq and is a predicted model, not a curated record. NCBI's taxonomy places the organism in Eukaryota, Viridiplantae, Streptophyta, Magnoliopsida, Cornales, Cornaceae. Gene Ontology annotation, biological process: lipid catabolic process.
ACGCACUAUUUCACUUCUUUUUUUUUUUCAUCCCUUCCAUUUCGAUGCUUAACGUACGCACUAUACUUACUUUUCCAAAAUGACGCUUAUACCCUUCUCACGCGUAACCAUCCAUACCACAAUUACGCAUCAAUUCUCGUACAGCAGGAAUCAUACAGUAAUUUCACAGUUCACCUUAGAAUCUCCUUCCCCCGGUUCCAACCCUCCUUUCCCGGUUUCGUCUUUCCUAUAUACCAUCUUCGCCAAGUGGACAUUCUCUCUCUCCUCUUUCCCUCUCUAGAUCGAAAACUCGAGAUAUAUUAUACAUGCACACUCGUUUAUGUAUAUACAUGUGUAAUGUACAUAUGCAAAUGUCAUGUGUUUCUUUUUUCUUUUUUAUGUACACAAUCCAAUUCUUUGUCAAUUAAACGAAGCCCUAAGUUCUCAGAUAACAUCACAUUUUGCUAAGUUAUUUCCGUUUUGAGAGUUUUAUCAACAGCUGUUGAAAUUGUGGCUGCAAUUGUUGGAUUGUUCUUACAUGAUCCUCAGUUUCGAAUUUGUUAUCGGGAAUCGAAUCGCCAUCAGUGAUUUCCGACUGAUACGAUGGCGGCGAUGACAAUGGCGACGGCGGCGGGAGCGGUGGUGCUGCUGUACUACGUGUUGAGUCGGAGGCUGGCGGCCGGUAAGGCCGAAGAAGACGGUGACAGGGACGGUGAGUACUCGAAAUCGGGUAGAUCUGUGGGGUUGAAGAGGAGGCUUUCACGGAGGCCAGCUCAAGCGCCUGCGACGUGGUUCGAAACCAUCACCACGUUGUCUGAGACGCUCAGGUUCACGUAUUCUGAAACCCUAGGUAAAUGGCCCAUCGGAGAUUUGGCUUUCGGCAUCAAUUAUCUCAUCCGAAGGCAGGGCAAUCUACAAGUUGCAAGUGUAUAUGCUGGAGAAAAUUGUGUACAACUAAAAGGCCCUGAAAUGAUUGCUGAGUUGAAUCAUUGUUUGAGGCUGUUGACUCUUUGCAUGCUUUUCUCAAAGAAGCCUUUUCCAGUGUUUUUGGAAUCUGCUGGCUAUUCUCAGGCAGAUGUCCUUCUUCAGAAGCCCAAAGCAGGGCUUUUGAAGCCCGCUUUCACAAUUUUAUGUGACAAAAGCUCAAGAUGCUUCCUUUUACUGAUUCGGGGUACUCAUAGCAUCAAAGAUACGCUAACCGCAGCAACUGGGGCAGUGGUCCCAUUUCACCAUUCUGUUUUACAUGAUGGUGGAAUAAGCAAUCUGGUUUUGGGAUAUGCACACUGUGGGAUGGUUGCUGCUGCUCGAUGGAUUGCAAAGCUUUGCACUCCUUUCCUGCUCAAGGCCCUUGGUGAAUUUCCUGACUAUGAAGUUAAGAUUGUUGGCCAUUCACUUGGUGGUGGUACUGCUGCUCUAUUAACAUAUAUUCUCCGGGAACAUAAGGAGCUCUCCUCAAGCACUUGCGUAACUUUUGCCCCAGCUGCCUGUAUGACGUGGGAGUUGGCUGAAUCAGGCAAGCACUUCAUUACCACAAUUAUCAACGGUUCUGAUCUGGUGCCUACGUUCUCAACUGCUUCUGUUGAUGAUCUUCGAACUGAGGUCACAGCAUCUUCUUGGAUAAAUGAUUUGCGUGAUCAAGUCGAGCGCACAAGAGUCCUAAAUGUUGUUUAUCGUUCUGCAACUGCUCUGGGUUCUCGUCUACCCUCUAUAGCUGGUGCAAAAGCAAGGGUUGCUGGUGCAGGUGCACUACUGAGGCCCGUCUCCAGCAGCACUCAGGUUGUCAUGAAGCGAGCACAAAACGUAGCUCAGGCUGUCGUAAGGACACGCUCAUCACUAUCAUCAUGGUCAUGCAUGGGUGCACGACGCCGUGUCGUGGGCACUUCAUUGAACUCUAAAGAGGAGGAUUUGCCUCUUAUAACUGAAAAAACAUCCGAAUCUCUUGUGACUGAAGUUGCAACCAGAGAUCCAACAGUGAACAAGGUGGAAUGUUCUUCAAGUGGUGCAUCAGGGCCCGAAGACACAGAUGAGGAGGAACUUGUUCCGGUGGAUAGAGUCAUUACUACAUCCACCAUGGAAGAUGUCAGUGAAGGUGAGCUGUGGUAUGAACUGGAGAAGGAACUCAAAAGGCAGGAGGAUGAUGCCGCCAAUGUUCAGGCCCAGGAGGAAGAAGCGGCUGCAGUUAGAGAAAUUACCGAAGAGGAGAAGGUUCUGACUGAUGCAGUGGAGAGCGAAACGCCUCUCUCUACAUCAGAUGUUUCAGAGAAUCAUCACUUUUAUCCCCCUGGCAGAAUAAUGCAUAUUGUUUCUGCCCCUUCAUUUGAUUCUACUAAUUCACUUCAUGACAGUCCGACCGAGGAGCAUGUUGGUAUCUAUGAAACACCCAGAGAUUUGUACAGUAAACUCCGACUGUCAAGAACGAUGAUUAACGAUCAUUAUAUGCCGAUGUACAAGAAUAUGAUGGAACGAUUAAUCAGGGAACUUGAAAAUGAUGAUGCCUGUAGUUGUACAAUGUGAAAAGUAUAGGAUAGUACAGUGGUUUUUUAUGUUCCAUUUGUCUUGUAUUACACUGAUUUGUUUUUUACUCCCUUCAUUGAGAGUGUUGGGAAGGGGUUGAGGAUAUUGUAUCCUUUUCCAAGAAAAUGUUUGUAUUCUAAAAAAAUGUGAGUUAGUAGUAUUAUUAGUGAUUGAUUCAUUUUGCCA